AUGGCAUCAAAUGAUGACUUUGGCUCAUAUUAUCCCUGCAAUCCUCGACCUGGGGAUCUGAUUGAAGUAUUUCGUCCAGGUUACCAGCACUGGACUUUAUAUCUGGGUGAUGGCUAUGUCAUCAACAUGGCCCCAACAGAGGACAGCUCUCCCGUUCCAUUUACAAGUGCUAAGUCUGUAUUUAGCAAAAAGGCCCUGGUACGGAUGCAGCUCUUGAAAGACGUCGUGGGGACUGACACUUACAGGAUCAAUAACAAAUAUGAUGAUGUUUACCCUCCUCUGCCGCUAGAUGAAAUCAUCUGCCUGUCAGAAUUCCUCAUUGGCCAGGAGGUGUCUUAUGACCUGCUGGUCAACAACUGCGAGCACUUUGUCACUUUGCUCCGAUAUGGAGAAGGGAUUUCAGAGCAGGCCAACCGAGCUAUUGGUGCCAUUGGGAUUGUAACCGCUGCUGCCGGUGCCUUCUCCCUCCUUGGCUUGUUCCCGAGCAAACAAAGGCAAAAACACUAUUAA
Messenger RNA from Vombatus ursinus (common wombat), 510 nucleotides. RefSeq names its product HRAS like suppressor (gene PLAAT1). The transcript is spliced from 3 exons. Gene Ontology annotation, biological process: N-acylphosphatidylethanolamine metabolic process. The coding region runs from base 1 to 510 and encodes 169 amino acids. Gene Ontology annotation, molecular function: glycerophospholipid phospholipase A1 activity; A2-type glycerophospholipase activity. The record is from RefSeq and is a predicted model, not a curated record. Lineage: Eukaryota; Metazoa; Chordata; Mammalia; Diprotodontia; Vombatidae. Gene Ontology annotation, cellular component: cytoplasm.